AUGUAAGGAAUUUCAAUCUUUGAUGAUGAUAAGUCAGCCAUCGAUAAGAUGUAAAAUUCCUUCAAGAAUCUCCUUUUUGAGAUUAUUUAUUACUUGAUAUCUGGAGAGAACUUUCCAUUAUUUCUGUACAUCUUCUUUGUGCUGAUUGAAAGCUUUUAAGUGUUUUACUUUGCAUUCAGUGAUGAAUUCCUUUCUUUGUGGAAGGUCAAAUCCUGGUCUGAAUCAUUUUAACAAUUUUUUGGAUACUUUAUGAUAUCUCCCUAUUUGAAAAAUGUCGAAUUUCAAAGUUUUAUCCUGGUGCUAUAUAUAGUAAUGGGGUUAUUUUUUAUACUAAUAGUGCUGAUAAUCUUUAUAGCAAUAAAAGCAUAAACCUCUUCUGUCGGUAAAUUGACAGGUCCUUUGGUUGUUCUAAAAAUAUUUUUUGAAAUUCUAAACUACAUCUUCUUUAUGCCAGUACUACAUUUAUUUUUAACUGUGUUUUAUUGUGAUUCGGCCACAGGAUAUCACAAUUAUUACAGCGAUUUACAGUGCUACACCGGUAAUUAUUUAUUGCAUGCCUUUUUAUCGGCUAUUGCUGCCUUAAUUCUAAUAUGCGUAAGUGGAUUGGUGACGAUGACCUUCUACGAGUCAAGAUUUCAACCUAAUAACCCUCUUUGUAAGACUUCUGGCAGAGACGAUAUGAAAUUUUUGAUUUUCAAAAUAAUCUUGGUAUUGUGCUUUACAUUAUUGAACGUAAGUGAAUUAAGAAUUUUGGUUGUCAUAAUCAUCACACUUUUUGCAGUCAUUCAAUUCUUCUCAUUCAAUAAAUCAAGUGUAUAUUUGAACUAUUAUUACUCCAAAGUGCUAAAUUCUCAACAUGCCAUCAUCAUGUGGACAAUUUGUAUGAUCAUAUUUGGCAUCAUUGUAGAAGACACCUAUUAUGAAGGAGCACCAUAUUUGUGGGUAUUCGGAAGCCCACUACUCUUAUUGAUUGUGAUGCUGAGAAAAGAAUAUCGAUAUGAUAUCAUGAUGAUAGACUCCAAUAAAUUUGACUCCCUAAAUCAAGCCAUCCAACAGUUGCAAUACUUAACCAAAUUCUUGAACUAUUAUCAUACCGACAGGAACAUAGCCACUCUCCUGGAUGGGUUCGUUGAAUAUCACAGAACCAUCUGCAAAAGGGAAGACUGUCCUUGUUAAGCUAAAAAUAUGGGGAAUAAGAAAAUCGCUAAAUUCUAGAAAAAUUUCAAACUCUAAAAUUAGGAUGAGGAAAUCAAAGAACAAUAUGUCGUUUUAGUCUAUAUUUUAGAAAGAAUCUUCACACUUUCAUUGACAAGAUUUCCAAAUUGCACUGAAUUGAGAAUAGCACAUUCGUUGUUCUUAAUGGAAAAAAUGUAAUCAAAUUAAUAAGCAUUAUAAGAGUUGGUGGCAGCAGAACAAGAGAAACCCUAUAUGGAUGAAUUAAAGAAACUGAUUGAAGAAUAGAUGUUUGAGAAUUCAAAGUCAUCCAAGAAUCCAGCAGCUGGCAUUGAUGCUGUUAAUGAACUAACCACUGAGAACAAUCUCAGAGAGAUCAGGGCUUAGAUUGAGAAAUCAGCAUCUCAACAUAUAGAGUUUUGGUCUCAAUUAAGUGAAGACACACCAGACUUAGGAAAACUAUACGAUGUGGGAACUCGAAUGAUGUUUGUGGACAAGAUGUUAGAAGAUUCAUGGAAACGAAUCAUUAAGAUGAACAUGGAUGUCCCACCGAAUCUGAUGAUGAUUUAUUCCAGAUAUCUGGUUGAUAUUUUGUAUGAUAAAGAAUCUGCUGAAGAGGUUUUGGAAAGAUUGAAGAACUUUUAUUCUGUUAAUAUGGACAGAGGCAAAAUUACAAACAAUAUCAAUGAUUUUCCUAAUGAAUCCACUGCAUUGAUCAGUAUUUCAGCUGAAGAUAUCACUUUUGGUAGAAUUAUAGGACUCAAUAUGUCUGCAUCCAAGAUGUUUGGUUAUUCCAAGAGUGAAUUAAUCAAUAGGAAGGUAAACAUUUUGAUGCCUAAUGUCUUUGCUCAAUCACAUGAUCAAUUCAUGGAAACCUAUUUGUAAACAUACGAAAGUAGAAUCAUGAACAGAGAGAGAAUGAUCAUUGGUAAAUCCAAGAAUGGAUACAUCUUUCCCUUCUUUAUCUAUGUAAGAUAUGUGCCCUCAUUUAUUCAUGGAGCCUAGUUUUUCGGAGCCAUGAGACAAGAAAAAGUGUUUAAAAAUGUAGCCUUCAUGAUUGUAAAUGGGUAAACUUAAGAAAUUGAAAAUAUUUCAGCCACCUUUAUUACCAUGUUCCACAUUGAUUUGAAUUAUAUCACCAAAAAGAAGACUAAAGUGAGUGAUCUUAUACCAAAUUUUCAAGAGAAUAUUACUGAAUAUCUGAACAAAACAGGAGCUGAAGCAGAAAUUAAUUUUAAAAAUAGAGACUAGUCAGUUUAAGGUAAAUUUAAUAUCACUGCUGGUGAAAUCAUGUUUAGGGAUUCUAAAUUAUAAGGUUACAUUGUAAAAAUUGAAAAUAAUAAACAAGAGAAAUCUUUUCUUAAUCCAAAUGAAUAAUCUCAGAUAAAAAAACAAUAAUAAGUCAAGUUCUAUUUUUAAUUUGAUCAAACAUAACAUAUUUUUACUGGAGAGUACACUUAAGAUUAAAAUUUCUAGAUGUCUGCCAUCUCAAGUGUUAAAUAGGAUGAAACAUUUGAUUAUUCAUAAAGAGAACCAGUUAAAGAAGAUGAGAAGACACCAACAUCAAAUAUAGGAGAUAAAGAAGAAAAAUUAGACCUUGCCUUAGGAAUCAGGACUAUGAAAUAUAUCAAUGGGUAAUUAUAUGACAUCGAAGAGUUUAAAAACUAGGAUUCUGAUGAGGACCAAGAAGAAAAUGAUUCAAAGAAGGGAGGAACCACUGGAAUGCAACAAGUUUAAAAGGAGGAUGAAGAGGAGGAAGCUGAAGGUGGACAUGCUAAUAUUUAUAAGUCCAGGAGAACUUUUGUUUAAUUCCUUUCAGAGAGUCGUAAUGUUAAUUAGAGUAGUAUGAUAUGUUUUAAGUGGAGUGCUGCCGUUUUGAUUAUAUGUUUAGGAAUAUUGGGUUUAUUGGAUUAUGUGUUGACUCAAUAAUUAUUUUAAGACAUUUAAGAUGGAUACAUAAUGAUGUAAGAUUCAAAUAUCAGAGUAGCUUUAGGUUAAAGGAUUUAAUGGUAAAUUAUGGAAUUAUGCAGAUUAAAUAAAAUAAAUGUAGCUGGUACUGAUGAUAAAGUAAAAGUAUAACUUGCUAAUAUGAAUACAACAAUUAGCGAUUUAAAAGAUAUUCAAUCAAAAAUUCAAUCAUCCACAAAUGUUGGUGGAAGACAGGAUGAGUUAAUGACUACUAAUUCCAUCAAAAUGGUUAGUAGAGAUGAUAGCGGAAGUGAUAGCAAUCAACUAGUUGAUAUAAAUCAAGGAACUUCUCAAAUAAUAUCUAAAGCUUUUGAAAUUAUGAAUUAUGAUAUCACAGAAUUUGAUCCUGAAACCGAUUCCAUCUAUUUCAUCAGAUACAAUUUGUUAAACGAUUAUUAUUAAGCUACCUUAGAGAGUGUGGAUCUAUAUACUAAUUAAUUAGUUAAUUUGGCUUAUGAUUCGAAUGUUUUGUUGAUUUUAUUGAUCGUAGCUUGUGUUUUUACAGUCAUUUCAAUUCCAUGGAUUGCUUGUGCCUUUAGCUUGGUUUCACAAAAUUAGGAGGAAGUUAUAAAAUUAUUUUUAGAGAUUCCUUUGGCCAAAGUUAAAUAAUUAUUCGCUAAGUGCGAAGCUUUCUCGAACACUCUCCAAAUAGGUGAGGAUGAAGAGGCAAAUCAAGAAAAUGAUUUGUCAUUUGAAGAAAAUGAUGAAGGAGAAGGAGUCGUAGAAGAGUUUGGAAGAAGAAAGAAAAGGAAGAAGUAUAAGUAUGAUUCCAAAGACAAGAGGAAUUUCUAUAUUAAAUUCAUUAUAUCCAUUGGAUUACUCAUUGCCUACUUUAUAGCCCACUAUUUAAUAGGAGCAAAUCUGCAGAGUUCUAUGUAGUAACUAAUUUAAGAAAUGAAUGCUACCUCAAUGGCUGUUCCUUCUAUUACGUUUGCGAAUAACGUUUUUCGAUAAAUGUUAUGGGAUGCCAACUUCCCUGUUAAAAACAACGUAUCUAAAACUUUAUCGGCUGAUUUUGUCAAAGAUCUCUAUAAUUUGAACACGAACAUGCAAAAAGAUCAUUCCUUAAACUUAGGAUAUCACAAUGCUGUUUAUAAUGAUUAUUUUGAUACAAUAAUGAAGGCUGGAGCAUGCAACGAGGUCAUCAAAGUUGCAGGAGUAGAUUUGGCUACUUGUUAAGCUUUUGUUAAAGGAAUUGUGGAUGAAUCUUUGGCCUUGGCUUUAUCAAGACACUUCGAAAAUCUUAGGUAUUUGCUUACUGUAUAUGACUCUCUUUUGAAUGAUUCGACAGCCACAGCAAUAGCAGGCACACUUUACAAUUUUACUACCAAUAGUUAGCAGAAUAAGAUACUCUCACUCAUGUACACAGAUAUAGCUGCAGUAGAGAUAAAUCAAAUGCAAGACAUAUAUAUUAGAUCAAUAUUUUAGUAAUUGCUUGUAACUUUUAAUGAGAGCAUGCAGAAAGACUUAGAAACGAACACGACCACAACUGUGACCAUAUUUAUUGUGUUCUUGGUAGUGCUCAUUUUGGUUUAUCUGUUGUUUUGGUGGCCAAUAGCGAACAAGAUUAAUAACGAAAUAAGAAGAACGACGCUCCUUUUAUCGAUGAUACCCAUAAAUUUAAUUUAGAGAAUCAAGACUAUUAGAGAAUAUUUGAAUAGAAUUCAUAAGGUUGAUUCUUGA
Paramecium tetraurelia is the source of this 4824-nucleotide messenger RNA. RefSeq lists its product as uncharacterized. The transcript is spliced from 5 exons. The record is from RefSeq and is a predicted model, not a curated record. Lineage: Eukaryota; Ciliophora; Oligohymenophorea; Peniculida; Parameciidae.